AUGGUGUCACGGAGUUUAACAGAAGUGUUUGUGUUGAUGCGCAAUAAUGCAAUACACAGCCGGCAAUUAUUUUCAGAACAGGGAAACGAUUCAGAGAGAGUUAGGCUAACAAGAUCUAACACACAUGACUUAGAAAUUGGGUUAGAUAGGUCUGAAGUCACACCGCCACCCUGGAGUGAUUGCUUGGAAGAAGCACACUAUAUUAUUACUAGACUAAGAACUAAACUAUCAGAGCUUCAAACACACCAAGAACGUCAAAUAAAAAGGCCUGCGUUAGAUGACAGUGGAGACCAACAACAUAUAGACAGACUGUGUGCAGAGAUAGGGAAGCACUUCACUCAAGCCCAUGCGAGGUUGACAGCAAUAAAGGGUCAAAUUAGACAUGGUAACAAAACCGAACAAAAAUUAGCUUCCAAUGUAGUAUUAGCUUUAGUAUCCACUCUCCAAGACUUAAGUGUUACAUUCCGUACCUCCCAAUCUAACUACCUCAAGUCCAUCACAUCCAGAGAGGAAAGAUCAAAUGCAUACUUCGAUUUACCCAACUUUGAAGAGUUGAGUCUCCAAGAUGAACUGUUACCGGGAUUCACAAACAAUCAGACAGAUCUACUGUUCUCUCUACCGAGUACAAGUCAAAAUCUUGAUGAAGACUUGGAUGAUAUGUUUGAGAAGCCAACGAUGAUUCAUAAGCAACUAUUGAUUAUGCAAGAGGAAAAUACAAAAAUGAUACAAGAAAGGGACGAAGAAGUUAGCAAAAUAGUCAAGUCUAUAAGGGAUUUAAAUGAAAUUUUCAAAGAUUUAGGUAACAUGGUCCAUGAUCAAGGUACCAUAUUGGACCGGAUAGACUAUAAUAUAGAACAAACACAAUAUCAAGUGCAAGAAGGCUUCAAACAGUUACAGAAGGCGGAGAGAUAUCAAAGGAAAAACAGAAAAAUGCACUGCAUAAUAGUGUUGGCAGUCAUGAUAAUAAUUUUAUUUGGCUUAUUACUUAUAGUGAAAAGU
This is a messenger RNA of Brenthis ino (lesser marbled fritillary), 999 nucleotides long. Lineage: Eukaryota; Metazoa; Arthropoda; Insecta; Lepidoptera; Nymphalidae. The record is from the annotation of a GenBank genome assembly.